AUGCUAUGUGUCUACCAACUUGUCCCGAAGGAUAGGUUUGCAACAUUCAGUAGCUUGGUCGCGGUAACGAUCGCGCUGGCAACUAUUACUGGACCUAUAAUAGGAGGCGCUCUAGGUCAUGAUAAAAUUUGGAGAUGGCUUUUUUACCUCAAUCUUCCUCCAGGAGCUAUCGUCCUGCUUCUAGCCCUGGUUUCAAUGCCGCCUGACUUUGCACAAAAACGUUCAGAGCCAAUCUUUUCAGCCAAAUCUUGGAAGUAUAUUCUUUGGCGCCUCGACCUCCCGGGCAUUUUCCUCCUACUUGGUGGCUCUCUUGUGCUUGUCACUGUGCUGGAUGAGACCAACAGUCAUUUCUCAUGGUCAUCGGCCAAGGCCAUUGCUCUGAUAAUCGUUUCCGCAGUUUUAUGGAUCGGGUUCAUUGUCUGGGAAAUCCUGGCUUCGAAUGAAAAAACAAGUUUCCUCGUCGGAGUUCCUUACAACUCCAUGAUUGUUUACUUACCUCAACGUUUUCAGGUACUUCUCGGUGACUCCGCUUUGAUGGCUGGCGCUCGUCUACUUGGAUACUCUGGAGUGACCGCGUUCUCAUCGACCUUUGCCAUCAUCAUCAGCACAAAAUUGCGUGUACCAUUUUUACCUAUUUUGAUUUUUGGCGCCAUGAUCAGCAUUGCUGGAACUGCACUUUUCUCAACCCUGCCUCUUUCAAAUGAGUGGCCAGCUUCUGGGUAUGGUUAUGAGAUAAUGGCAGGUUGUGGUAUGGGAAUCGCGUAUGGAAUAUCCAUGUUUGCGCUCCCGUACAUGCUAGACCUCAAAGACGUCCAGGAGGCCUCCGGUAUUAUUGUUCAGAUGCGCUACUUGGGAAGUUCUGUGGGUGUAUCGAUUGCAUCAAACAUCCUCAAUGGGAGGCUGAAAACUACAUCGAACUUUCUUUCAAACGACGCUUCCGAAAGACUGUCUCACAACGUCGGAUAUAUCAGCAAACUUGCACUGGAAGAUCAACAUCGUGUGCAGGAGAAUCUUGCAGAGAGCUAUCGAAUUCAAUUUCAAGUAUUGAUCGGCUUCGCAGUGGCCCAGUUAGCAGUGUCGUUUUUGCUGAUUCGAAGGGGAGCGCAGAUCAGGCCAUCUGAGACUUGA
Messenger RNA from Penicillium brevicompactum, 1128 nucleotides. Its product is annotated as major facilitator superfamily domain-containing protein. Gene Ontology annotation, biological process: transmembrane transport. Lineage: Eukaryota; Fungi; Ascomycota; Eurotiomycetes; Eurotiales; Aspergillaceae. The record is from RefSeq and is a predicted model, not a curated record. Gene Ontology annotation, molecular function: transmembrane transporter activity. The coding region runs from base 1 to 1128 and encodes 375 amino acids. The transcript has 4 exons.